AUGCACAAUUUCUUUAGCUCUGGCAUUGCCUCGCAAGAAUGUGGUUUGCUGCUUACACGUGCAGAACAAAAGCUCAAAGUCACCCUGGAACAUGUUCGAAACUUCGUGUCCAUGUCUUGGGUCUGCGCUUCGUCCUGCAGCGGUCAAAAACUUUAUGGGAACAUUUCCUCGCAGCUUUUGAACAAGAAACUUUUUCGAAAAAAUGGAGGUGACAUUCACUGGGUCGGCUCAGCCUCGCAAACCCUCGGUUUGAUGUCGCUUUUGUUUGCCUUUUGCCACUUUGUCCUUGUGGAUUUCCCUGACAUACAGGAGGAGGUUGAAAGCUUUGUGGCUUUGCAUUUGGUUUGCUUGCGGGUGAUGCAUUCAAAGCGCGACCCCAAAUCCAUGCAAGGUAUUUUACAGUUGCAAUCUGAUCAUCUUCGGAAAUUCGUGAAAGCGUAUUCACGAGAUGCCUGCAGACCCAAGCACCAUUUUCAGUUCCACCACGAACACCAAAGCAUGGAAGUUGGCUACCAAUUCGAUUGCUUCUGCAUGGAAAGAAAGAACAAAGCCUUCAAAGGAGGUAUUCUGCCGAAUAUCAGCCGGAUAGAAGACUUGGAAAGAACUGCGUUGGCCAGAUGGCUCCAAAUCGAUGCAGCCUCCACUUUGAAAAAUUGCCCGGCUUUGUAUGGAAAAAUCGACAGGUAUGGAGAUGCUGCCGCUGCCUUCAGCAAAUACAUGAAAAGCACUGUGGGUGGCUGGAUUGGCCAAGGAGACUUUGUGCUGAAUCCAUCUGAGGCGACUUGUUUCUACGUCCAAGCAUGCCAACAACAGGAAAACAUUUUUUACCUGUUGGGUUUGUGGCUACAUCAUAAAGGCCAUGGAAACGAAUGGGUUUGGUCUCAGUGGUCCUGGCCAAACGACGUGAACCAUGUUUCCGCCUUGGCUGAAACUCGUCUCGUGGACUUCUGCAAAGUGACCUUUGCUCAAGACGUGGACGUGAUCACUUUGAUUCGCUGA
Messenger RNA from Cladocopium goreaui, 999 nucleotides. NCBI's taxonomy places the organism in Eukaryota, Dinophyceae, Suessiales, Symbiodiniaceae. The record is from the annotation of a GenBank genome assembly.